Messenger RNA from Cyprinodon tularosa, 2792 nucleotides. RefSeq names its product suppressor of cytokine signaling 5b (gene socs5b). Gene Ontology annotation, biological process: phosphatidylinositol phosphate biosynthetic process; intracellular signal transduction. Bases 436 to 2100 code for a protein of 554 amino acids. Lineage: Eukaryota; Metazoa; Chordata; Actinopteri; Cyprinodontiformes; Cyprinodontidae. The record is from RefSeq and is a predicted model, not a curated record. Gene Ontology annotation, cellular component: phosphatidylinositol 3-kinase complex. The transcript has 2 exons. Gene Ontology annotation, molecular function: 1-phosphatidylinositol-3-kinase regulator activity.
CAGGAAGUGGUUCUCUUUACGCAGUCCUCCAUUGGACCGAGCCGCUGUCAGUCGGGGCUGCCUCACGUUGAGCCCUGUCCUCCUCCCCGGCUCCGUGUCUGCUCAGACAGCCCUCAUAUUGGAUGCUCCAGGCAGGGAAGAGGAGCCCCACCAUGAUGAGGACCUGGCUGUCGCGGCGUUUAAAAAAAUCAGUUUAGCUUUUAAUCACUCUACCUAGUGUUUUUGGAGAUAUAUUUAUUUUAAAAUACAUCCGGGAUGAUACCAUCAAGUAACUGUUGUAGUUCUGCGCUUUCGUCCGACGCCGUGGUCCUCUGGGGGGAUCUAUGCCCGACUUUUCUUCAUAGCCAUUUUUUUCAGACAAAGAGAGCCGUUGAGUAGGGCUUCCAGAAAGCACCCCGGUCCAAGGUGCUCCGUUUCCUGAAGACAGUGGGCAACAUGUGGAGCAGCCUCAAGAGCAGAUGCCAGACUCUCUUCCACAGUGCGGGAUCUACUGAAAACAGAGUGGAGGUAGAAACGGUCCAGUGUGUGGUGGAUCUUGGUGAGGGAGGCGCAGAGGUUGAGGCUCAGGGCCCUGCCACCUCCAGCCAGUCAUGGAGCCUCAUGCCAGCACCAGUGGUCGCAACAGGACGCCGUCAUCAUAACUGUGUGUCAGAUAUCCCGCAGAUUGUAGAGAUCUCUGUUGAUAAGGACUCUGAGGAUGCCAGAGGAAUCUCUGGUGGUGUUCCCAUGGCACGGAGAGACUCUUAUUCCCGACACGCUCCGUGGGGGGGCAAGAAGAAGCACUCAUGCUCCACAAAAACCCAGAGCUCUUUGGAGGCCGACAGGCGUUCUGGGCGUUUAAGAGGCUGCGGGAACCGCAGGGAUAGGCGUUACGGAAUUAGCUCCAUCCAGGAGAUCAAUGACUCUGGAUCUGGGGGCAGAAGUCCGAACGCUCGUUCUUUGCGCCAGCGCCUGAGCGACACAGUCGGGCUGUGUUUACCUCUACCUGCUCGCAGACGCUCACAUUCUAAAAACCCUGUUAACUCCAAAAGGAAAAUUCACCUGACUGAGCUUAUGUUGGAGACCUGCCCCUUCCCACCGGGCUCCGACCUAGCACAUAAGUGGCACUUGAUCAAACAGCACACAGCACCGGUGAGUCCUCAUUCCUCUACUGCCCUGCUGGAUGCCUUCGACCCAGUCCACCCAUCACCAGAAGAUGAGGAGGAGCGUCUGCGCGAACGCCGCAGGCUUAGCAUCGAGGAAGGUGUCGACCCGCCUCCUAAUGCACAGAUCCACACCCUGGAGGCCUCCGUGCCAGGUCCUUCUCUCUACAAACUAGGACCAAAGAUGGCUCCUGGCAUUGGAGAGGUCUCUGGGGAAGCACGUGCCAGCGGAGCUUCCAGCUCUGUGAGCGUGGGAUCAUCAGGGGUGUGUGGGUCGUUGUUGGGGGCAACAGCAUCAGCCCAGGACUGUGAUUCUGAGGAGGAUUCAACCACCUUAUGUCUUCAAGCUAGAAGACCUAAGCAGAGGCAUGCCUCUGGAGAUGGUCACCAGAGCCGGCAGCAGCCUGGGCCCUGGAAGGUUCACACCCAGAUAGACUAUAUCCACUGUCUGGUGCCAGACCUCUUGCAGAUAACAGCUCUGCCCUGUUACUGGGGUGUGAUGGACCGCUAUGAGGCAGAGGCGCUUCUAGACGGACGACCAGAAGGCACCUUCCUGCUGCGUGACUCGGCCCAGGAGGACUACCUUUUCUCCGUCAGCUUCCGCCGUUACAAUAGAUCUCUUCACGCACGCAUCGAGCAGUGGAACCACAACUUCAGCUUCGAUGCUCACGAUCCGUGUGUUUUCCAUUCUUCCACCGUUACAGGACUGCUUGAGCACUACAAAGACCCCAGCGCUUGCAUGUUCUUUGAGCCACUGCUUACAGUGCCUCUGAACCGGACCUUCCCUUUCACCCUGCAGCACCUGGCUCGGGCUGCCAUCUGCCGAUGGACCACUUAUGAUGGUAUAGGCUCUUUGCCAUUGCCCCCUGCCCUGCAGGACUUCCUCAAGGAGUAUCACUAUAAACAGAAAGUACGAGUUCGCUGGCUAGAGAGGGAGCCGCCACUCAAGGUUAAAUAAGAUGGGCUACUCUGCCACCUGUGCACGCUCGCUGAGGAAAUUCCUCGGUAGCCCGUUAGACGCCAUAGUAAUGUGGCUUUCUUUUUAUUGGAGAAUAGAAUUAAGUAUAACAAGCUAAUACAAAGUUCAUUCUAAUCUUUGUUUUCUGUAUUACUUGCAUCACUGAGAAUACAUGAUUAUAUUCAGUGUAACGCUGUCUGUCAAGCACAUUUUUAAGAUGAACAGGUUGUUUUGACACGGAGGAAAGGCCCUUUGUGUCUCUUUCUUCUAAUUUUUGUGCUAAAUGUCCGUGCUGAACCCACACCACCACCCUGCUCGUAGACCUGCCUGCAUGUCUCCCCCUCUCUUCAUACCAAACUACUAUCUCGAGCUGUACAGUUCACAUUGUGCGUUCUUUGUUUUCACCAUUUACCUUCAUUAACACUUGGUAGAGCACCUUAACAGGGCUGGGUGUGUGUGAGCUGAGCAGGCUGCUGUUGGUGCAGCUGAUCAUUUUGCAGCCAGAGCUGACGACGUGAGUCUGAAUGCAAAAGAUACAUUCAAUGCCAUAUGGUUGCAUGCAUGAAAUCAGCUAGAUCUCUUUUAAAGUAUGCAUAUGGACCAUGGCUAAGUUGACAGAUUUAUUCCUGAUGUGUGACGGUACUUCAGGACAAAUUGCAUAUUUCUUAUUAAAGUCAUAUCUUAACUAUCUU